Caenorhabditis briggsae is the source of this 612-nucleotide messenger RNA. The record is from RefSeq and is a predicted model, not a curated record. NCBI's taxonomy places the organism in Eukaryota, Metazoa, Nematoda, Chromadorea, Rhabditida, Rhabditidae. The coding region runs from base 1 to 612 and encodes 203 amino acids. The transcript has 4 exons.
AUGCGGCCACUGCACGUCUGUUCCCUGGCCUUAUUCUCAAUUUUGGCACCCGUGCUUGUCGAUUCACAGUACCCAAUUACCUAUGGUUGUAUGGCACAAAUCUUGGCGUAUGCGCCAAUGAACAAGUUGAAUACUUUUGUGAACAACUUGAACAACAAGGACACCACACUGGCGUUGAAGAAGAAGAGAGCUAACACGUGGGUUCCAGCAAAUAUGGGCACCCACAAAUUCGCCGCUCUGGACAUCUACGGAACGAGUUCGACUGCCCUAUCGGGAGUGAUCAACUUGCUCGACCAUCGCGAUACUGUCGGAAAGUUCUGGAACGAUUUGACACCUGGCCUGACUAAGGUGUUCAAUGCGUCGGUGGCAAAAACCUACAAAAAUAUGUGGGCAAAGACGGAUAAGGUUCAUGAUAACGCGUUUUUCGAUGCGUUGAACGAGUGGUACGCCUACUGUCAUUACCAUAGUCCCGCCGGAAAACGUACAGCUCUCUACAACGCGAUUCAAGCGGUCACCGGAAAGUACACGAACAACACCGCAUUGAAUUUCGAGCCGCUUAGCGAUGCCUACUAUACUCGUUACAUGUUAAUGACGGUUUUGGGAAUGUGGUAG